Molecule: messenger RNA, 848 nt
Organism: Camellia sinensis
Lineage: Eukaryota; Viridiplantae; Streptophyta; Magnoliopsida; Ericales; Theaceae
Source: RefSeq, a predicted model, not a curated record
GUUCUGGAGUGUUGUGUUUGUUUUCUGUAUUGCUGUUUGUUAUCUGCACGAUUAGUAGUAGUUGAUUUCUAUAUUGCCCUGUUUAAUUUUGAUUUCAAGCUCUCUCUGCAGUUUUCAAUUUCAAUUGAGUUUGAUUUCAAGCUCUCUCUGUAAAUAGAUCUUGAAUUAGGUGAUGAAUUACUUGCUCCUGGUCAUUCUCCCUCGUUUUGAAUAUGAAUUCGAUUUGUAGCUAAAUGCAUAGAGUACUGAAUAUUACUAAAACUUCUGUGUUUGAUGAAUUCAAAUCUCCAUGGAAAUCGAUUUCACACUGAAUCAAAUUGAUUCUUUUGAAUUGCUACGACUAUAUGAAGUUUCAAAUCUAUGAGUUUUGGCAGGUUGUGCGAAAAAACCGCUCAAAGAAAAACCGGAGCUCCGAUCACCGGAAAAUCGAUUUCGGCAGAAAGAUGGCCGCCAUCGAUGAGGUUUCUUCGUGUGUGUCAAGUAGCUCCAGUGCUGUUUCCAGCGGGAAGAAGGAGGUUUUGGUUCCAGAUUUGAAAACCAAGCCGCUGAUCAGCUCGGCUUCCAUGCGCCACCGAGCCGAAGAGAUCAUGAGACUCUUGUCUAAUGGUUGUGCUUCUGAAGUCAGGAUACGCCAGCUGCUCGGUGACAGCCCUGACACCAGCAAAGCCUUGAGAAUGUUGUUGAAGCAGGAAGAGAUCAAGAGGAUGGGCGCAGGCGGUCGCAGGGAACCCUAUAUUUACACGAUAGUCAGCAUGAAACAACAGCAAACUAAAUCGGGAUAGAAUCGGUCAGACUUACAAACAUAGUACUCAUCCAGUAUAUAAACUAUGGAGAUUUUGGUUUUUUUU